Metopolophium dirhodum (rose-grain aphid) is the source of this 2275-nucleotide messenger RNA. Its product is annotated as cytokine-inducible SH2-containing protein-like. Bases 497 to 1543 code for a protein of 348 amino acids. NCBI's taxonomy places the organism in Eukaryota, Metazoa, Arthropoda, Insecta, Hemiptera, Aphididae. The transcript is spliced from 2 exons. The record is from RefSeq and is a predicted model, not a curated record. Gene Ontology annotation, molecular function: 1-phosphatidylinositol-3-kinase regulator activity. Gene Ontology annotation, biological process: intracellular signal transduction; phosphatidylinositol phosphate biosynthetic process. Gene Ontology annotation, cellular component: phosphatidylinositol 3-kinase complex.
AUAAUAUUAUAGUCAGUACUGGACCGGCACGCCAACUGUUUCGGCGUGGUUCAUUCAGCGACCGCUCCUACAAAUGUUAUGUAAUAUGUUACACUUCGUCGGUGUACCGACGCACGUUUCCAUUUCCGCCCACACGUUUGUUUAUGAAUUAUGUAGAUGAUGAUUUGAAAAAUGUGUUAUUACUAUUAUCGCUUAAAUUAUAAUAAUAACGACGGUUAUCGAUUCAAAUUAAAUCUUUUGAGUAUAUAUAUUCGCCGUUCCGUCAAACAAUGUAGCAUACUCGAUGCGCACUCAAAUUGAUCCAUAACAAUUUCAAAAGAUUAUACGUCGUUUAUCUUUUCACGCUCUUCAGUUCGACAACGACUUAUAAAUCUAUCGGUGUUUUUUUACGGACAAUACAAACACGCAUUACAGUGGCGGCGAUAGUAUAAUCACCACUUCCGUGCACGCGUCAUUGACGUCAGACGCAGUUGAGUGUACGGGCCAUGGGUAGAAGAUGUUAAACACUCAGUGCUGGAAAACGGGCCGACCGGACAACGGGAAUAAUGGUGGCGAUGCAACCGCAGCCGUUCUCCAGGAUGCGGACAAGUCAAUGCGAUUGCAGGCGUGUUGGAUACGGUUGUGGGACAGGUGGGCGUGCGAACAGCGCAACGUGGUCCUGUACCAGAUGCACAUCAAUCACGCGCUGUCUCGGGAACGGUCCAAGCUAACGCUGGCCGGUGGCCGGGUGGUGUCGUGCAGGCGCAUCAAGCAGCAGCAGACGGGAGUGGGAUCCCGGUGCUGUAGCACGACCGUCACGGCCGCCGCAGUCACGACGUUGCAGCAGCCUGUGGCCAGGUCAACCGCGGUGCAUUCUACCAGUAGGUGCAGCAUCGCUUCCUCCACUGCUGAUGACGCUACGUUCUGCAACGUCAUCACUGAAGUCACUGCCCCAACAGCCGCGUCGGCCACCGUAUCGGACGCUGCGGGCGCUCGCGACCUGCGCGUGCUGUCUACAGCCGUUGCCCGGCUUCGGGCGUCCGGCUGGUACUACGAGGGUGCCGAGGCACAGGCCUGGACCGCAGACGCGCUGGCCAGCAUGCCGGCCGGCCGAUUUUGUGUUCGAGAUUCCAGACACUCGGAACACCUGUUUACAAUGGACGUGCAGACAGGCCGCACCGGUGAGUCCCGGCUCAUGAGCGUCCGGUUCACGUACGUGGAUGGCGUGUUCGGGCUGGACUCGAUGCCACGGCGCGCAGGCGCUCUCCGCGUCCCGAAGUUCCGGUGUCCGAUCGAGCUGAUCGACUACUACGUACGGCUGUCCCGGAUCGAGGCGGCCCGCCAGAUGCUCGUGUACCCCGUGUGGAUCGACCAGUGUGGCCAGUUCUUCUCGUGGAUGAACCUCCGCCGGCCAGUGGUCAAGGUCACCGCUGCAGGGUUUCCUUCGCUGAAGCACAUAGCUCGCCUGGUGAUCAACCGACACAAGCGCCUCAUCACCAUCACUCCUACAUCACUACCAACCGAACUGAUUGAAUAUUUACUUCAAUAUCCGUAUAGCCUGUGAUUAAAUUAUUUUCUACAUCAUCUACGUUAUAUUUUUACUAUUAUUACUAUUAUUUUUAUUUUUUUGUCGUAUUUUUACUGUUAAUCUUAAUUUAUGUUAGGUAAGUAUGUAGGUAAGUUAUUAGCGCAUGCGCGUGUACAAAUUAUAAUUACGUAUUUAUAUAUAGAAAUUAGAGGAGGAUAAUAUAUGACGUAGGUAUAUAUAAUAUAUAGAUUAUAGAUAUACCAUAUCCAUACCUACUAUUUUUAUAAACAGAAACAAUUAUAAUUAUAAUAUUAUAUUUAUUUUACUUUACUUUUUCCUUAUUAAAUUUCCGCCAUUGUGAGUUUUUGAUAAAGCAUGCGUAAUAAACAUUAAACAAUGUAUUUAAGUAGAUUUUGGAUUUUACCAUUGUAUAAAACCACUUAUAAUACAACCGUACAAUUUAUAUAGUACAUUGAAAUGUUUAGAUAGGUAGGAUAACUAUUUAGUCACCUACAGAUGAAAAUGACUAAAUUACGCAAGAUGAAAAAUAACACACGCUAUCAAAUGAUAAUUUUUUUUUUAUUUCGCACUCAUUUUCUUAAAUAUAUAUGUAAGUAUUUUUUAAAUGCAUAUUUAAAUUAUAUUAUACUUUUUAUUGUAAAUUAUUAUUAUAUUAUGUUGUUGUUUUUAAAACCAUAUUUAGUUAAUUUUGAUUUGUAUAAUGACAAUUUUGUUUCGAAAAUACACAAGAUAAUAGAUACAAUCAAA